Messenger RNA from Trichoderma reesei QM6a, 2375 nucleotides. RefSeq names its product homoaconitase-like protein. NCBI's taxonomy places the organism in Eukaryota, Fungi, Ascomycota, Sordariomycetes, Hypocreales, Hypocreaceae. The record is from RefSeq and is a predicted model, not a curated record. Gene Ontology annotation, molecular function: 4 iron, 4 sulfur cluster binding; homoaconitate hydratase activity. The transcript is spliced from 10 exons. The coding region runs from base 20 to 2374 and encodes 784 amino acids. Gene Ontology annotation, biological process: L-lysine biosynthetic process.
CUGGCUCCAGGAACUCAUCAUGGCCCGCUUUAGAGCAGUUGCUCUGAGCACGAGGGCUCUCGGCCUCGCGUCUCUCCGGUCACAAGCAGCCGUUGCCCGCCUGCGAACUCCCGCGAUAGCUGCCUCCCAGCUGCGUCUAUACACGGCCUCCGCUCCCCGAAGACAACAGGUGGAAGCUUUUCAGUCGCAACUCGGCGGCUCUCCCAAUGCCUCCUCCUUCUACCAGGCCACCGCACCGGCCAACCCGCAAAACCUCACCGAGAAGAUCUUCCAGCGAUAUGCCAUUGGCCUCCCCCCUGGGAAGACGGUCAAGGCCGGCGACUUCAUCUCAAUUAUGCCGCACCGCUGUAUGACACACGACAACAGCUAUCCUGUGGCCACCAAGGCCAUGAACCUCGGCCUCAAGAAGAUCUACAAUAGCGGCCAGAUCGUCAUGGCUCUCGACCACGAUGUCUCGAACCAGUCCGAGUCCAACCUGCGCAAAUACAGGCUGAUCGAGGAGUUUGCCCGCAAGCACGGAACAUACUUCUACCCAGCCGGCCACGGAAUCGCCCACCAGAUCAUGAUCGACGAAGGCCACGCUUGGCCAGGGACGCUUUGUGUCGCCAGUGAUUCGCAUUCGACCAUCUACGGCGGUAUUGGAUGCCUCGGUACACCCGUGGUAAGAUCAGACGCAGCCGGCAUCUGGAGCGUUGGAAGCACCUGGCUUCAGCAGCCACCUGUUGCCAAGAUUACCUUCACGGGCCUCCUUCCCGUUGGCGUUACCGGCAAGGACGUGAUUCUGAGUCUCUGCUCCUUGUUCAACAACGACGAGGUCCUCAACCACUGCGUGGAGUUUGCCGGAUCAGAACAGACCUUGGCCAGCAUCCCCAUCGAUGACCGCCUCACCAUCAGCAACAUGACCACAGAAUGGGGCGCCUUGAGUGGAUUGUUCCCCGUCGAUGACGCGCUCAUCUCCUGGUAUCGCGGCAAGGCCUCCGCCGCAGCUGUGACCGACAGCCCUGCCAAGGAGCGCAUCAACCACGAGCGAAUCGACGAACUAUCAGAGAACCGACUCGCCGCUGACCCAGGCGCUACCUAUGCCAAGGAAUUCUACCUCAACUUGUCCACAUUAUCACCAUUCGUCACUGGGCCCAACACUGUCAAGGUUGCCAACCCUUUGAGUAAGCUGGAGCCUCAAAACAUCAAGAUCGACAAGGCCUAUCUGGUAUCUUGCACCAAUUCUCGAGCCAGCGACAUCGCUGCGGCGGCUCGUGUCUUCCGGGAGGCUUCCAAGGACGGCAAGCCUGCGAAGGUUGCCGACGGUGUUCGUUUCUAUCUUGCUGCGGCCUCCCUCGCCGAGCAGCGCAUCGCCGAAGAGGCCGGCGAUUGGAAGGUCCUGCUUGAUGCCGGCGCAAUCGAGCUGCCAGCAUCAUGCGGUCCUUGUAUCGGCCUGGGGACGGGCCUACUCGAGGAUGGUGAGACGGGCAUCUCAGCGUCGAACCGUAACUACCCCGGCCGAAUGGGAUCCCGGAGCAGCAAGGCAUACCUUGCCAGCCCCGAGAUUGUUGCCGCCAGUGCUAUCAAGGGCGCGAUAGCUGGUCCUGGCUGGUACCAAAAGCCGGAGGGCGUCGAAAAGGUCAUUAUCGGUGAGGGAAGCGGUGACUACGCGGCUGAUAAGGCUCGCUCAAUCGAGUCUGCUUUUGACAAGAUCAUCAAUGAGGUGGAUAGCAUGAUUGCGUCUGCCGAGGGUGGUCAAGCGGAGUCGACUACAACUGCUGCCAAAGACGAGGCAUUGGCCGACAUUCUCCCCGGCUUUCCCGAGAAGAUUGAGGGAGAAAUCGUUUUCUUGGAUAACGACAACAUCAACACCGACGGAAUCUACCCUGGCAAGUAUACUUAUCAGGACAAUCUCCCCAAGGAAAAGAUGGCCGAGGUGUGCAUGGAGAACUAUGACCCUGAAUUCGGCAAACUCACCAAGCCGGGUGAUAUUUUGGUGACGGGGUUCAACUUUGGUUGCGGAAGUUCUCGUGAGCAAGCCGCCACCUCCAUUCUGGCGAGAGACAUUCCCCUCGUCAUCGCCGGAAGUCUUGGCAACAUCUUCAGCCGCAACAGCAUCAACAACGCACUGGUCUCCCUCGAAAUCCCUCGCUUGGUGGAGCGCCUCCGCGAGGCGUUCAAGGAGGACGGAGACAAGAAGCCUCUGACUCGCCGCACCGGCUGGAAGAUCCUGUGGGAUGUCAGGCGCUCCAAGGUCGUGAUUACGGAGAAGGACGGCAGCGUCUGGGAGCAAAAGGUCAGCGAGCUGCCUCCUAGCGUGCAGGAGAUUAUCGCCGUCAAGGGUCUCGAGAACUGGGUCAAGUCCAAGCUUCAGGCUUUGGAAUCCGAAUCAUGAU